Molecule: messenger RNA, 1038 nt
Organism: Haliotis rufescens (red abalone)
Lineage: Eukaryota; Metazoa; Mollusca; Gastropoda; Lepetellida; Haliotidae
Product: prespore vesicle protein-like
Exons: 3
Coding region: 1-1038 (345 amino acids)
Source: RefSeq, a predicted model, not a curated record
AUGGCCCGAGCUUCUGGGGAGCAACAGGUACAGUCGGCCCUGAAGGCUACUGAGGAGCAACAUGUACAGUCGGCCCUGAAGGCAGCCGAGGAGCAACAUGUACAGUCUGCCCUGAAGGCUACUGAGAAGCAACAGGUACAGUCUGCCCUGGAGGCUGCAGAGGAGCAGCAUGUACAGUCUGCCCUGAAGGCUACUGAGGAGCAACAAGUACAGUCAGCCCUGGAGGCUACUGAAGAGCAACAUGUACAGUCUGCCCUGGAGGCUACUGAGGAGCAACAUGUACAGUCGGUCCUGAAGGCUGCUGAGGAGCAACAUGUACAGUCUGCCCUGGAGGCUGCAGAGGAGCAACAUGUACAGUCUGCCCUGGAGGCUACCGCUUCUGGGGAGCAACAUGUACAGUCUGCCCUGGAGGCUACUGAGGAGCAACAUGUACAGUCGGCCCUGAAGGCUACCGAGGAGCAACAUGUACAGUCUGCCCUGGAGGCUACUGAGGAGCAACAUCUACAGUCUUCCCUUGAGGCUACUGAGGAGCAACAUGUACAGUCGGCCCUGAAGGCUACUGAGGAGCAACAUGUACAGUCUGCCAUGGAGGCUACUGAGGAGCAACAUCUACAGUCGGCCCUGAAGGCUACUGAGGAGGGACAUGUACAGUCUCUCCUGGUGGCUACUGAGGAGCAACAUCUACAGUCUUCCCUGGAGGCUACAGUAGAGCAACAUGUACAGUCUGCCCUGGAGGCUACUGAGGAGCAACAUCUACAGUCUUCCCUGGAGGCUACAGUAGAGCAACAUGUACAGUCAGCCCUGGAGGCUGCUGAGGAGCAACAUGUACAGUCUGCCCUGAAGGCUACUGAGGAGCAACAUGUACAGUCAGCCCUGGAGGCUACUGAGGACCUACAUAUACAGUCUGCCCUGAAGGCUACUGUAGAGCAACAUGUACAGUCUAUCCUGGUGGCUACUGAGGAGCAACAUCUACAGUCUUCCCUGGCGGCUACUGUAGAGCAACAUGUACAGUCUGACCUGGAGGCUACUGAGGAGUAA